Elephantulus edwardii (Cape elephant shrew) is the source of this 3642-nucleotide messenger RNA. RefSeq names its product SMG5 nonsense mediated mRNA decay factor (gene SMG5). Gene Ontology annotation, biological process: nuclear-transcribed mRNA catabolic process, nonsense-mediated decay. The record is from RefSeq and is a predicted model, not a curated record. NCBI's taxonomy places the organism in Eukaryota, Metazoa, Chordata, Mammalia, Macroscelidea, Macroscelididae. Bases 40 to 3003 code for a protein of 987 amino acids. Gene Ontology annotation, cellular component: telomerase holoenzyme complex. The transcript is spliced from 22 exons. Gene Ontology annotation, molecular function: telomerase RNA binding; telomeric repeat DNA binding; protein binding.
GGGGCCUGUGACCGGGAGCCAUCCCCGGACCCGGGCAUCAUGAGCCAAGGCCCCCCGGCAGGGGAGAGCAGCGAGCCCGAAGCAAAGGUCCUCCACACUAAGCGGCUUUACCGGGCUGUGGUGGAGGCUGUGCAUCGACUUGACCUUAUCCUUUGCAACAAAACUGCUUAUCAAGAAGUGUUCAAACCAGAGAAUAUUAGCCUAAGGAACAAGUUGCGUGAGCUCUGCGUCAAGCUUAUGUUCCUGCACCCAGUGGACUAUGGCAGGAAGGCUGAGGAGCUGCUAUGGAGAAAGGUGUACUAUGAAGUUAUCCAACUGAUUAAGACCAACAAAAAGCACAUUCAUAGCCGGAGUACCUUGGAAUGUGCCUACAGGACACACCUGGUUGCUGGUAUUGGCUUCUAUCAGCAUCUCCUCCUCUAUAUCCAGUCCCACUACCAGCUUGAACUGCAAUGCUGCAUCGACUGGACCCAUGUCACCGACCCCCUCAUAGGAUGCAAGAAGCCAGUGUCUGCCACAGGGAAGGAGAUGGAUUGGGCACAGAUGGCAUGCCACCGAUGUCUAGUGUACCUGGGGGAUUUGUCACGAUAUCAGAAUGAAUUAGCUGGCGUCGAUACUGAGCUAUUAGCUGAGAGAUUUUACUAUCAAGCUCUGUCAGUCGCUCCCCAGAUUGGAAUGCCCUUCAACCAGCUGGGUACCCUUGCAGGCAGCAAGUACUAUAAUGUGGAAGCCAUGUAUUGCUACCUGCGCUGCAUUCAGUCAGAAGUGUCUUUUGAGGGAGCUUAUGGGAACCUUAAGCGGCUCUAUGACAAAGCAGCCAAAAUGUAUCACCAGCUGAAGAAGUGUGAGACUCGGAAACUCUCUCCCAGCAAGAAACGAUGUAAAGACAUUAAGAGGUUGCUGGUGAAUUUCAUGUAUCUACAAAGUCUCCUGCAGCCCAAGAGCAGCUCAGUGGACUCAGAGCUGACGUCACUUUGCCAGUCAGUCCUGGAGGACUUUAACCUCUGUCUCUUCUACCUGCCCUCCUCACCCAACCUCAGCCUGGCCAGUGAGGAGGAGGAGGAGUACGAGAAUGGUUACGCUUUUCUCCCGGACCUGCUCAUCUUUCAAAUGGUCAUCAUCUGCCUUAUGGGCGUGCACAGCUUGAAGAGAGCAGGAUCCAAGCAGUACAGCGCAGCCAUUGCCUUCACCCUGGCCCUGUUCUCCCAUCUUGUCAAUCACGUUAACAUACGGCUGCAGGCAGAGCUGGAAGAGGGUGAAAAUCCUGUGCCAGCGUUCCAGAGUGAUGGUACAGAUGAGCCAGACUCCAAGGAACCAUUGGAGAAAGAGGAGGAGCCAGAUCCUGAGCCACCUCCUGCAGCACCCCAAGUGGACGAGGUCAGAAAGAGCCGGAAGACCUCCCGUCUUUCUUGCCUCCGCCGCCGCCGCCACCCACCCAAAGCUGGUGAUGACAGUGACCUGAGUGAAGGCUUUGAAUCUGACUCAAGUCAUGAUUCAGCCCAGGCCAGUGAGGGCUCAGACAGUGGCUCGGAUAAGAGUCUUGAAGGUGGAGGAACAGCAUUUGAUGCUGAGACAGACUCAGAAAUGAACAGCCAGGAGUCCCGAUCAGACCUGGAAGAUAUAGAGGAUGAGGAGGGAGCACGUUCCCCAACCUUGGAGCCUCCCCGGGCCAGGUCAGAGGCUCCUGAGACCCUCAAUGGCCCCUUGGGUCCCAGUGAAGCCAGCAUUGCCAGCAAUCUACAAGCCAUGUCCACCCAGAUGUUCCAAACCAAGCGCUGCUUCCGACUGGCCCCCACCUUCAGCAACCUGCUCCUUCAGCCCCCCACCGAACCUCACACCUUGGUCGGCUGCAGGCCCUGUGUUAAUGGGGAUGUGGAUAAGCCCUCAGAUCCAGUGCUGAUGGCUGAAGGUCUGCUCUCUGCUGUGAAAGUCUUCCUGGACUGGCUGCGAACCAACCCUGACCUCAUCAUCGUGUGUGCGCAGAGUUCCCAAAGUUUGUGGAACCGCCUGUCUGUGUUGCUGAAUCUGUUGCCAGCUGCUGGUGAACUCCAGGAGUCUGGCCUGGAUCUGUGUCCUGAGGUCCAGGAUCUUCUUGAAGGCUGUGAGCUUCCUGACCUGCCCUCUUCCUUGCUGCUCCCAGAGGACACUGCUCUCCGCAACCUGCCUCCUCUCCGAGCUGCCCACAGACGCUUUAACUUUGACACGGAUCGGCCCAUGCUUAGUGCCCUAGAGGAGACAGUGGUGCGCAUCUGCUGCAUUCGAAGUUUCGGCCACUUUGUUGCCCGCCUGCAAGGCAGCAUCCUACAAUUCAACCCUGAGGUCGGCAUCUUCGUCAGCAUCGCCCAGUCUGAGCAGGAGAGCUUGCUGCAACAGGCCCAGGCCCAGUUCCGCAUGGCACAGGAGGAAGCUCGACGCAACAGGCUCAUGAGAGACAUGGCCCAGCUCCGGCUCCAGCUCGAGGUCUCCCAGCUGGAGGGCAGCCUGCAGCAGCCCAAGGCCCAGUCAGCCAUGUCUCCCUACCUUGUCCCCGACACCCAGGCUCUCUGCCACCACCUCCCUAUCAUCCGACAACUGGCCACCAGUGGCCGCUUUAUUGUCAUCAUCCCAAGGACUGUGAUUGAUGGAUUGGAUCUGCUGAAGAAAGAACACCCCGGGGCCCGGGAUGGGAUCCGCUACUUGGAGGCAGAAUUUAAGAAAGGAAACAGAUACAUUCGCUGCCAGAAAGAGGUGGGAAAGAGCUUUGAACGGCAUAAGCUGAAGAGGCAGGACGCAGAUGCCUGGGCACUCUAUAAGAUCCUGGACAGCUGCAAACAGCUAACUCUGACCCAAGGGGCAGGUGAGGAGGACCCAAGCGGCAUGGUAACCAUUGUCACUGGCCUCCCACUGGACAACCCCAGCACGCUUUCGGGUCCCAUGCAGGCAGCUCUGCAGGCUGCUGCCCAUGCCAGUGUGGACAUCAAGAAUGUUCUGGAUUUCUACAAGCAGUGGAAAGAGAUUGGCUGAAACUGACUCCCAGGCCCUGCAGUGGGGCUGACUCCAGAUCUCUCCUGCCCUCCCUGGCAGCCAGGACCACCACCUGUAGUCACCCACCACAUGCAGAUGCACGCACGCACACAGGAGGGAAGCCCAGCCGCACAUGGGCUGCAGGGAGGGCCCAGGAGCCAGCGGGGAGGGCAGGGUCCCCUGUUGCCAAGCCGAUGUCAGGAAAGCAGGGAAAGUGCUUGGAGCAGGCAAGGCCUGUGGGCCCUAGGCCAGCCUUCCUGCCUCAGCCUCCUGCUGUCCCAAGGGCAGGUGGCAGGCAGGUGGGCGUCUUCAUUAUAUUGGAGUGGUUCCUGGACCUCCGAGGGGAAGGAAGAGCAGAAGGGACCUUCUUCCUCACCCAAGAUCCAGGCUGGUGGGGCCAGAAGUUUGGACAUUAGGCUCUGGGGCUGGGGGAGAGUUAGGAAAUACAAGAUGCCUGGGUGGUUCUCUGAAGACCAUUCCCCUCCUCAAGGACCACCCAGCCUCUGUCAUCAACCUUUGUGGGGGCUGGGCAGCUCUGGAGCCAGGGGCUCUCCUCAGAAGGCCGGAGGCCUGUGCGAGCAGCAGGCCCAGCUUCUGUCCCCUCCCCGGCGCUGCACGGGGGCCCUGCAGCAGCCUCUU